AUGGCAGAGUCGCUGGCAGAUGGAGCCGGGUUGGAAUUGGAGGCGCACGACAGACGGACGGGUCUUCAAAAAGUCAGUCGAGCUGAGAUCAGCGAAGAACAUUUGGACUUUGACGAGGAGGAGACUCUCAAAGGCGAUACGUUUGAGCCUCUAGCUCAGCUUGACGAUCGUCCUGCCGCCAAGACUCAGCUGUCACCUCUGAACACAAGUAUCACCCGCCCGACCCAGAGUGGAUCUCCGUACUCCAUCUUCUCCACGAGAGAGAAAUGGGUCAUUGUAGGUCUCAGUUCUCUCGCAGGCAUCUUCUCUCCGAUCGGAUCCAACAUUUACGUGCCUGCUAUUCCGUCCCUAGCAGACGCAUUCCACGUCUCGAACGAAAAGAUCAACUUGACCGUCACGUUGUACCUGGUCUUUCAAGCUGUCACACCUGCCAUCUGGGGUGCCGCAUCUGAUAGCUAUGGUCGACGUCCUGUAUAUCUCAUCAUCUUGCUCAUUUUUAUCGGAGGGUGUAUGGGUACCGCCCUCUGUCCCACCGAUUCGUAUUGGCUGCUCAUGCUCAUGCGAGCUGUUCAGUCGACUGGCGGAUCUGCAGUCAUUGCCAUAGGCACUGGAGUCAUUGCGGACGUGGCUGUCCCUCAGGAGCGAGGCAAAUUUCUCGGGGUCUUCAGUCUGGGGACGAACUUUGGUCCAUCGAUUGGUCCUUUCCUUGGAGGCAUGCUGGCAUAUACUCUGGGAUGGAGAUCCAUUUUUUGGUUCCUGCUUAUCACUUCAGCCGUCACCUAUGUCCUCGUGGCAUUAUUCCUCAGAGAGACACUGCGAUCUUUGGUUGGCAAUGGCUCCAUCGCACCACCGCCGUGGAAUCGUACAUUGCUUGACAUUUACAACACUCCGAAGGUGAAAACAGAUACGGAAGAAGUGGAAGUGACCCUCCCAGAGAAACCUAAAAGAGCUCCCUUCAAACCAUGGGCAUCCUUCAUGCUGGCAUUUGAGCCAGAUUUAUUCAUGAUGUUUUUCUACGCAUCGAUUUUCUAUUCUUUGUGGUAUGCUGUCCUAACGAUAUUCUCUACUCUGCUGCGUGACAACUACCACGUUAGUGAGAUAGUGAUCGGUCUAUGCUACUUUCCACAUGGACUCUGCGCUGGUCUCGUCUCCUUCGGCACGGGUAGAAUCAUGGAUGUCGUCUAUCGACGAGAGAAGCGUAGGGUCGGGGGAGAUCAUCGUGAAAAGCCAGAAGAAUUCCGAUUAGAGAGAGUUCGAUUCGUCUUCUUCCCGCCUUCUAUCUGUCUUCUGGUCAUUUCCACAAUCUGCCUGGGAUGGAGCUUUGAAGCCAAGGCUCCGAUCGCGGUACCCAUCAUUCUGAAUACGCUGGUCGGUAUCAGCUUGGGGUUCUUGACAACCGUCACUGUUUACGGUCUUGAUCUGUUCCCGGGCCAAGGAGGUGCUGCGACCGCAACCUUCAACCUACUCCGCUGCAUCCUCGGCGCUGUAACCGUAUCAGUUGUGCAAAUCAUCAACACGAGGUUCGGCGCAGGUUGGACAUUCGUCAUUUUAUCCGGUGUAUCGCUGAGUGGUACCCCCUUACCACUUGUCGUCCUCAAGUACGGUCCCGGAUGGCGAAUAAAGAGGUGGAAGAACGCCAAGGUGAAAUCGGAGGCGGACAGAAUCUCGGAGAUGAGAAGAUUAGAGGGCGUGAGAGCUGGUCAAGGGGAUGAAGAAGAGAGGGCAAAGUAG
Messenger RNA from Kockovaella imperatae, 1731 nucleotides. RefSeq names its product major facilitator superfamily domain-containing protein. The transcript has 11 exons. Bases 1 to 1731 code for a protein of 576 amino acids. Gene Ontology annotation, biological process: transmembrane transport. Lineage: Eukaryota; Fungi; Basidiomycota; Tremellomycetes; Tremellales; Cuniculitremaceae. The record is from RefSeq and is a predicted model, not a curated record. Gene Ontology annotation, molecular function: transmembrane transporter activity.